AGAAAACUUGACAAACAUGUUUAAAAUGCAUCACUCUAAAACAGCAAUUGAUUCCUUUUUUAAUUAUUAUUUUUUGAAUAAUUGUGCUAUAUUGCAGGGAAUGCUGUAACACAAGCUUUAUUUAAUCCAGUUAUUAUCAAUUUGCUCGAAAUUCGUCAAACCGAUUUGCCGAAAGAAUAUCGAUUCUGAAACCCCUUUCACUGUGAUUAAAUUUUUUCCGUUCUUGAAACUCGAGUCGCAUUAAUAACCCACCUCAGCCCUCAAAACCAAUCAAAACAAUCAUUAGCUUGCAACAAAAUCCUAAAACAUUGUCUCUCAUUUCCUGUCGCGCACGUGCCUCCUCAUAAUUUUCCCUCGAAUUAAACCAAACUUAUUAACUUGAUGAAAAGCACAGUCAAAUUUCCGGUUUUCCAAACAAUCACAACAAUUUCGAAAAUAAGACGGAAUUGAUUGAGCGCUCGUCCAACAUUGGAUAAGAAGCGUUUAAAGAAUUAACUCAAGUCCCACCCUCCACAAAUCAAAGUAUCGGCGAACGACGGAGACGCCAAGCGCCCCCGAAUGGGGCCGACAAGGACGGAACGGGUCUCGUGGCCGAUGGAAGCACAUGAGUGGUGUCAGGAGUAAUUUAGAUGAUGAACGUCAGUCAGUUUUACUUCAGAAUUUGUUCAAAGAAGACCAAGAGGCCGACGAUUUCGGGCCAAGUGAUAAUGGAUGAGGAGUGCGGAAGCUCGAAAAAUGAUAAGAGUUGUGUCGGGUCGGUUACGCCCUUUUCGAUAAACGAUAUUUUGAAACACAACAAGUGCAAGGAGGACGACCUGCAGGAAAAAGCCCUGGAUAUGUCCAAAGCCAGCAAAACGCAAGAGCCCCUGUCCGGAAUCGCGUCCCUCUCCCCGGACUUUUGCCCGCCAAGCCAAUCGGAGGAGUCCGGACGCGAGCCCAGCCAACCAGGCCGCAAGAAGCGUUCACGCGCCGCUUUCACACACGCACAAGUCUUCGAAUUGGAGCGCCGCUUCAGCCAGCAGCGCUACCUCAGCGGGCCCGAGAGGGCCGACCUGGCCCAGGCCCUCAAGCUCACCGAGACGCAGGUGAAGAUCUGGUACCAGAACCGGCGCUACAAGACGAAGCGGAAACAGCUCCAGAUGCAGGAAAGCUCGCUCAUGGGCCAGAGCGCCCGCAAGGUGGCGGUCAAGGUGCUGGUCAAGGACGACGUGCCGCUCUUCCUGCAGCAGAAGGGGCCCGUGUACCAGAAGGGCGGCUUCUAUGCCGAGCCUAAGGCCGAUUUUUUCAUCUACGAUCAGCUGAAGGGCGGCCUGCCCAAGUAUCCGAAAAGUCUGCAUGAGUCGAUGCUGAGUCUGUGUCAGCAGUAUUCCAACUCGAUGCAGUUGUUUCCGUAUUUUAAUUAUUAUCAUCCGGCGAUCGUGGGCGGCUUGGGGCCGCAGGAGGACGAGGGGGAGGGGAGGGAGCAGAAUUGAAGGGGUGGGGGUGGCAGGUUGAGGUGGUUUUACUGAAGUCUUCUUAAUACUGAGGAAAAAUUAAUAAAAAAUGAACCCAACUCCAAAUUCAAAACAAUGUGGUAAAAAUUUAUAAAACGGGCUUUCCGAUGAUUUUUUCUUACUGUGGCACACACAAGUUUAUAAACUUUUUCGACCGAUUUUUUUCAAUGAAAAUAUUUUCUUUGCAUAAGUUUUAAUAAAUUGUACCUUGAGAUGGAAAAAACUCACAUGAAAUAUACAGGGUGACUCUAUUAAAACUCCCUACAUUAUCACCAUAACUCAAAAACUACAAGAAACAAAAUAAUAUCGAUUUUGAUUGAUUUUUUUACCUAAUUCUUAGACUUGCUAUUGCAAGAUCUGACAACAAAUAAGUACAGUAAAACCUUUCAACAACGGACACCGGUAUAGAAUCUUUAAUUGUCCGUUGUAAAGAGGUGUCCGUUAUUUGGAGGUGUCCAUUAAACGAGGUUUUACUGUAUAUGGUUUAAAAACCGACUAAUUUUUUAGUCAAUUUUAGAAAACUUUUUCAAAAAAAAUGUUUUUAAACUUGUUUAAGUACUUAAAGAAGGUAAUGUUUGAGUUAUUAUUAUCAUUUGCGGUUUGUUUUUAACAGAAUUUUACUAAAUAGUUUCUGAUCGAAACAAAAAAUUGUGUUAUUAACGAAAUAUCAAAUAAAAACUGAAUUUAGCUUAAAACACUGUUUUCGACCAAAUUUUUUGGUCUUCAGAUACGUUCUUAAACAUUGUAAAAAUACCAAUUCAAUUUUAUUUUUGGAUAAAUUUGCUACAUUUGUAAAUAAAUUUGCAAAGGAAAAUGUGGAAAAAAAUGCAAAAGUAAUGGAAUUUUCAAUAGAAUUUAGUGAAUUUUGAAGACUUUUUCAACGAUUAUACUGAUUUUUGGCAUAAAUUGUACAAAAUGUUGAUAAAAAUUAUGUCCAUUUUUGUCGAAAAAGAAAAGAAAAAAAAAUUAUGUCUUUUUUUGAUAUUUUUUUAAAUUUUUUGGUCUGAUCUAGUAGGUGCAACGUGACAAAAACUAUAAAAAAUUGUUUUUAAAACACACCUGUUUACACUUUGAAAAAGUUAAAAAUUAACAUACCAUACCUACAAGUUUAAUAUAAUUUUUGUUUUUCAUGUUCUUUUUUCAAAAUGUUAUCAAAAACCAACCAAAUUGAGUGAAACAAACAAAAUCUUUCAGACAAUUAAUCGUUUACACAAACUUGUUUAUAAAAAAUAAAUAAAAAAAAACACAUUUUGCUUAAUCUCAUAAUUUCCGCUUGUUUUUACCAAAAUUUUGCGAAAUAAUUGCUUUUUUGGAUGAAAAACCUUUGAAAAAGACGUAAAAUUAUGUAAUUAUUAUCUUAAUUUGGUGGAUUUUCUAGAUUUAUUAGCAAAAUCUCAUACAAAAAUUCAAAAUUUAAAACCUUGAAGGCCUUAGAAAACGUUAAAAACUUGCUUAAACACUGUAAAAAAACAAAUUUAACAUUAUUUUUGCGUUAAUUCAAUAAACUUCUGGUCCGUCUUUAAUGAAUUGAGUUUCUUACUGACAAAUGUGUCGGAACACUCGAAAAAUGCAAAAAUAAUGUAAUUUUCAAAAAAAUUUAGUGAUUUAUGUGAAAACUUUUUGACGUUUUUGUAAUAAAAUUUUACGACGAUAACACACUUCUAUAGAAAGUUUUAAACAAAUAAAAAAAAAACUAGUUGCAACGUUUCGCUUAUGUAAUAAACAUCAUCAGGCUUUUGAACGAGUAAAAGGCCUGAUAAUGAAUAUUAUAUAAGCGAAUCGUUGCAACUCGUUUUUUUAUUUAAAACAUUUAAAGGAAGUUGGCUCACUAUUUUUUAAUUUGUUGAUUUUUUGAAUUAUUUUUCACAAAGUUUCAAAAAAAUUGGUAUUUCUACUUGUUUUUGGCUGUAAGAUAAGAAAUUAUGUAAUUAUCGUCUUAGUUCUGUGAUUUUUUAAAUCUGUUUAAGCAAAAUGUUACUUACAGAAAAACUAAGAAUAAUUUUGUUUAAAAAUAAAGAAAAUAAUUGCGUAUAAAUUAAUUGUAAACCAAACUAGAAUCGGAAAAAAUAGACAAAAAUAACAUCAGUUUGGUAUUUUCAAUUAAUUUCCUUGAUAUUAUCCGAAGAAAAACUCGGUUUUUACUUCGAAACCGUCCUUAAAUAUACCAAAAAAUAAAUUUUUGGCAAAUUUUUAAAGAAAUUUUGCGAUUUAACUUCCAUCUCAUUUCAAGGAUACCCAUUUUCAAUAAUGAAGCUUUGGUUUUUAUAAACAUUUUUUAAUGCCUGUAUAGAUAAUAAUUGUAAAACAAGUUUUACAAAACUGGGCUGGAAAAAGUGAAAUAAUGAAAUAACUUUUACUGAUAAUUUUAGUUCAGGUAUUUUUUAUUUUCUGGUAUUUUAGUUAGUUUUUCAUGAUUUCUUGUUUAGUAAUCUGCUUAUUUAUUCAGAUCGCUCCGAUUAAUUUUUCCCAGCAAGCCCCGGAAACGUCUGCUCAAAUCCUCAACUUUCGGUUAAUUGAGGCAUCUGAAAGCGUGAUGGACUUGUGUUUAUGUUAAACGACACCGUCUUUCAUUGCCGCUAAUUUAUUAAGAGACUUGUAAAAACAUCUCCAACCUUGUCAUCGGGAUUUUUUACGACAAAUCACUUUAGUACAUAGCAAAUCGUUUUUCCAUCGUUUCGUUGACUGAGCACUGUUUUAGAUUAUAAGUCGUUUUUCCUACCUAUUAGAGUGCAAUAAUACUUCUUAACCAAAGUAAUAAUUUAUGUAAAUACCACUGUAUCAUAGUGUAAAUAAAUAAGUCAACACUU
Tribolium castaneum (red flour beetle) is the source of this 4300-nucleotide messenger RNA. RefSeq names its product homeobox protein HMX3. Gene Ontology annotation, molecular function: DNA-binding transcription factor activity, RNA polymerase II-specific; RNA polymerase II cis-regulatory region sequence-specific DNA binding. Gene Ontology annotation, cellular component: nucleus. Bases 630 to 1472 code for a protein of 280 amino acids. Gene Ontology annotation, biological process: cell differentiation; regulation of transcription by RNA polymerase II. The transcript is spliced from 2 exons. The record is from RefSeq and is a predicted model, not a curated record. NCBI's taxonomy places the organism in Eukaryota, Metazoa, Arthropoda, Insecta, Coleoptera, Tenebrionidae.